Molecule: messenger RNA, 447 nt
Organism: Rotaria sordida
Lineage: Eukaryota; Metazoa; Rotifera; Eurotatoria; Philodinida; Philodinidae
Source: the annotation of a GenBank genome assembly
AUGCCGGGUCUUACAGACGAAAUUUCAGCUGAUAUUCGCGAUGUCUUUAGUUUAUAUGAUGAUCGUGGAGAUGAUCAUAUUCCAAAACAUUAUUUAGGCGAAGCUGUUCGAGCAUUAGGACUUAAUCCAACUGAAGCAGAAAUACGUUUACUUCUUAGUGAUCUUAAUCGAGUUGAACGUUUAUCAAUGCAACAAUUUCAAGUUAUAUUUGAACGUUUAAGUCGACAAAAAGAAUGUGUUGCACCUGCAGAUGAAUUUGUUGAUGGCUUACGUGUUUUUGAUAAAGAUGGAAAUGGUUUAAUACCAGCAACAGAAUUACGUCAUUUAUUAACAACAUUAGGUGAAAGAUUAACAGAUGAUGAAGUUGAACAAUUAAUUUAUGAAUUUGAAGAUAAACAAGGAAUGAUUGUUUAUGAAGAUUUUAUUAAAGCUGUACUUCAACGUUAA